GUCAACUUAUCCGUCUCAUUUUCUUUGACCUUUGACCUUUGAUCUUUGACCCUCACUUCAAUGUCGCCGUCCAUGUCUUGUGCUGUGAGCGAUACUUGAACCUACUUCUUACGACCUCAGCAAGGCCCUUCGAUGCCCGUGCCCUGGAGAAGACGCGUAAAAUGAGCGAAGUUGAGACCACCCCAACCGAUGGGAAAGUGAUCAAGAGAGCGUGCACAGAAUGUCGGCAGCAGAAGGCUCGUUGCGAUGCAUACCUCGAUCCCGACCAGCCGUGUACGAGAUGCCGGAAAAUGAACAGACAGUGCAUCAUCUCCGAGCCUUUCAAACGAGAGCACAAGCGCAAGAGGCUGUCUGAACUCGAGCAUCGGACGGAUGAGCUUCAGGAGCGCCUCAGAUCGUCGAGCCACCAUCCUGAGGCAGCGGCGCCUUUGCCACAAUCCUCGUGGGCAGCUGUUAAUGACCUGCGGACAGCUAACGCCGAGUCCGAAAGUCGUCUGGCCUCGGUCGCGCCGUUCUUUAGAGAUGCAGCAAUCGCGCCAGUCUCGUUUCGAUCCUUCUCUCAGGCGGCCGCCGAAUCACUGCAGACUCCGGAAAGUCUCGCCCAUGACUAUCAGCCUUCAGGCACCCUGCCAAGGUGUCUGGAAGGACAAUCCGUGGAUUCCAAAGAUAUCGACGCCAUGUUUCAGCUGUAUUUCCGCGAGUACGCCGGUCUCAUUCCGAUUCUCGAUCCUACACUUCCACCGAACGGAUAUUACAACCUCUCUCCAUUACUCUUUUGGGCUAUCAUCGGGGUCUCGUGUCGUACCUAUUCGAGAAACCCAACCUUAAUCUCUAUUUUGCCAGCCAAGAUCAAGACUAUGGCGUUGAUGUCGCUCAACGCGACCAUCACUUUGCCCGUUGUGCAAGCCUUGCUGCUGAUCCUGUAUUGGCCGUUCCCGAAAUCAGGCAACGGACACGACAUGACCUACCCGCUUAGUGCUGCCGUGUUACACAUGGCCAUGCAAAUCGGAUUGCAUGUUCCAGUCGCAAGUCACGAGUUCUGCAAAAACCCGGUCAAACUUACCGAAGACGAACUGAAGAUUCGUGCCGAGACUUGGGGAUACUGUACACUUGUCUACCAGCGGGGCUGCUGCUUCAAAGGAAGCCCGCCGACACCGAUGCUGGAUGUGCCGCACGAUCUCGAACAGCGACGCGCGCUCUUUCAGAGGAUAUCGUCAAACUUGAAGUUUGAAUUGAAAUUGCAGGAUGUGGUCACGAGGUGCUGCAUUGCCGUCUCGCAAAACGGGCUCUGGAGAAUGACUGCAGACCAAGAAAGGUCGCUGGAUUCGCUAUUGAGCAUCUUUCAGGCGCAGAUAUCCAGUGUUGCAUUGGAGCCUUCUUCUGACCUUGACCAACUCUACGUGAACAUUGCAACGCUCAUAAUCCAUGCCUUCAACUUAUACAAGUCCCCCACGGCCCACGACCCGAGUACGCUUUACGACCUCUGUGCGUCGUGUUGCCAGGUGAUUGAGUCCUUCGACAAGUUGGACAAGUCCGGGCAGGUUUGUCUAUCUGGUGCGGGGCUGUACUUCUUUUAUAGCUUGAUGGUGACCUGCCACGUGCUCUUACGGCUGCUCAAGACCUCUCUCAGCCGGUACAUCGACGUUGAGAGGGCCAAGACCGCGCUCUUCUUGGGGAUCAGCCUACACAAACGCAUGUCGGUGCAGAAUGAUGAUCUGCCAGCUCGCAACGGUGUUGCUUUGACCCAGCUCUGGAAUAGUACUCGCGUCUUCAAGAGACCUAACGGGACUGAGGUGAUUGCGUUACGUAUCCGGAGCCGUCUGAUUGGCAGUGUCGUUUUGGAUGGUAUUGUCUGGUGGAGGGAAGAGUUUGGGGGUUUCAUGGGUGUCUAUCCGCCCCCUCUUAGUGACAAUCGGACAGAGGGCACUGAGGCCGCCAACGACUCGAAUUCGGCUGCUCCGGAUGAUGGCUCGAUGCCGGUGGCAGCGAAGCCCGAUUACUCGACCUUCUUGGACGAUCCGAUGCUGACCGAAUUUGGCUGGCCUGUCACAGACGACGUCUUCUCUUCUAUAUGGACCGACGGUCCGAUUGCCACGAUAUGAUUGGGGUAAGGAAGAAUGUAUGAAUAACAUGUUUCGGGCAUUGGGUAUUGUUACGAUACGAAUCAAAGCGGCAGAGUUUGGAUUUCGGUUGAUUGGGGAAAGGAGAGGCGAGGACUCUAAUACUGACGCGACGAUUACACACCGAUAGUUUGCAAAUCCAGCAGCGCUCCAUUUGGAGCAGCAAUUGACGCCUCUCAGUCCCUCUUCGCUUCCCUAGCUGUCUCGUCGUCCUACCAUUUCUGCUCAAAGAUUCCGAUCCACUCCCCCCAUCCGCAAAUCUUGCCCUGCAUCUCUCUGAGCACGUCGUCCCUGGUGGCCACGGGCUUCAUCUUCUUGGUGUCCAAGCUGUCCUUCAAGGCCACCACCUGGAAAAAGUACCUAUGCUCGCC
This is a messenger RNA of Cladophialophora immunda, 2491 nucleotides long. RefSeq lists its product as uncharacterized. Gene Ontology annotation, biological process: regulation of DNA-templated transcription. Lineage: Eukaryota; Fungi; Ascomycota; Eurotiomycetes; Chaetothyriales; Herpotrichiellaceae. The record is from RefSeq and is a predicted model, not a curated record. The coding region runs from base 162 to 2102 and encodes 646 amino acids. The transcript has 8 exons. Gene Ontology annotation, molecular function: DNA-binding transcription factor activity, RNA polymerase II-specific; transcription cis-regulatory region binding; zinc ion binding. Gene Ontology annotation, cellular component: nucleus.